AUGAUCAACUCUGCCGGGAUCCAAAGCACAACUGUUCGUGCAGGCAAAGCAGCUCACCCAUCUAACGUCAGCAGGAUGCCUUUCACGUUCCUGCUCUUAUACAUUAUUAUCGGACAUCUUUUUGAAGGUCAUGACUCUUCUUCUCAAUGUAUACCUGAAGUGUGCCUAAAAUGUAACAACACUGGACUACCAGAAGUCUGUGAUGAGAUCUGCACUACAAGAUGCGUGAAUGAUUCAAACUGA
Knipowitschia caucasica is the source of this 243-nucleotide messenger RNA. The record is from the annotation of a GenBank genome assembly. NCBI's taxonomy places the organism in Eukaryota, Metazoa, Chordata, Actinopteri, Gobiiformes, Gobiidae.